AUGUCGGUUAAAUCUGUUAAAGUUAGCAAUCUUUCACUAGGUGCUUCUGAGCGAGAUGUAAGGGAGUUCUUCUCCUUUUCUGGAGAUAUUGUAUAUGUUGAGACAAAAAGUGAUACCGAGCGCUCCCAAAUUGCAUAUGUCACCUUCACAGAUUCUCAAGGAGCUGAAACCGCUGUUCUUCUUUCUGGUGCAACAAUAGUCGAUACAACUGUCACUGUAACUCUAGACCCAGAAUACCAGCUUCCACCUGCUGCAACUGCUGCUUCUCCACCAUAUGGAAGCAAUGCUCCUGUUAGAACCGAUUCUGCUUUACGAAAAGCCGAAGAUGUUGUCACCAGCAUGUUUGCAAAGGGUUUCGUGUUGGGUAAAGAUGCUGUUGGAAAAGCAAAAACCUUUGAUGAGAAACACGGUUUGACAUCUACAGCAUCUGCUAAAGUAGCCUCAUUGGACAAGAAGAUUGGGUUCACUGAGAAAGUGAAUGUUGGGACUUCUAUUGUGAGUGAUAAAGUGAAGGAAGUUGAUCAGAAGCUUCAGGUUUCUGAGAAGGCUAAAUCAGCCUUCACAGCUGCUGAGAACACAGUAACUAAUGCUGGAUCUGCUAUAAUGAAGAACAGGUAUGUGUUUACUAGUGCUUCAUGGGUGACUGGUGCUUUUAAUAAAGUGGCAAAAGCUGCUGGGGAAGUAGGGCAGCAGACUAAAGAGAAAGUAGAAAAGGCUGAAGAUGAGAAAAGAAAAAAAAUGGUGGAUGAUUAUGCUGAGGUUCAUUUGUCUGAGUCACCAACUGCUCCGGAUGUGAGUGAACAGCAGCAUCAUCCUUCAAAGCCUGCACCUGUGACAGGUUUGGUUCUGUAGGUGCCCGUUUUAUAUAUACAUAUUUUUAUUGGGAAUUGGGAAUUGGAUUUUGUAUGGGAAAUCGAGUGUUUCACCCAUUGUCGUGUGGUGAUGAUACAACUUUUACAUCAUUAGAUUGUUGCGAGACUUCAUUUUUAUAUCAUCAUUCGUCGUGAAUUUGAAUAUAUCUAAAUUUGAAACAGUUUGGUGAUUAAAGUUUUUUUAGCU
This is a messenger RNA of Lactuca virosa, 1059 nucleotides long. NCBI's taxonomy places the organism in Eukaryota, Viridiplantae, Streptophyta, Magnoliopsida, Asterales, Asteraceae. The record is from the annotation of a GenBank genome assembly.